AUGGCAAAACGACCUCAUCAGCACUUGCGUUCUCCAACGACGGUCGCACUCCUCAGCUCAAUCGAUACAUCGACACCUCCAGGUUCUCCCUCAGACGCAACAGCAAACAACGAGUCUUAUUCCCCACCGCCAGCCUACACUUCAGGCAGCGAGACGCACACAACAGAAUGCAGGGACAAGCACUUCUCUCCAGAACCGGCGCCUAGCUACCCACCGUCUCGUCGACAGCAGGAAAAGCACACGGAGCGGCUACCAGGACCGGACGAGCUCUCCCCCCGUCGUACAGCGAUCAUCCUCACCCUGCUCUACACCGCAACCCUCUUCUACGGCAUCGACAGUACCGUAGUAGCAACACUCGCAACGCCCAUAGCAAGCGGCUUCCAGCAGCUCAACCGCGCCGCGUGGUUAAACAGUGCUUACCUGCUGAGCGUAGCCUGCUGCACGCCGAUAUAUGGGAAACUGAGUGAUGUCCUCGGGAGGAGGUGGGCCGUCGUUUGCGGUUUAGCGCUGUUCGCGGCUGGGAGCGCUCUGUGUGGCGUCGCGGGUGGUAUGAACACGCUCAUCGUUGCUCGGCUUCUGCAAGGUGCAGGCGGAGGAGGGUCAGGCAUGCUAGGCUCUAUCAUCAUUUCCGAUGUGGUGACCCUGCGCACCAGGGGGUUGCUCAACGGUGUCGGCUCUGUCUGCUGGGCAGUCGGCUCGGGCCUAGGAGGGGUAUAUGGCGGUGUAGUUGCGGACACUCUCGGCUGGAGAUGGGCCUUCCUCUUACAAGUCCCCCCGCUGGUACUCAUCAUGCUCGGUUUAUCCCUCUCCGUGAACUACGUCGUCCCCGGUCAAACGGGGUCCUGGGCCGCAGUAUCAAAGCGCAUAGACUGGCUCGGCUCCUUCCUACUCAUAACAGGCAUCGGAGCGCUCGUGUUCUCAAUAGCGUUCAAGACAAACGAGGACCUUCCCUUCUCGCACCCCUGGGUCUGGGGGACAGCGCUACUAGCAGCGAUAUGCACAGGCGCGUUCUUGUGGGUCGAGAAGCGGGCCGAGGAACCAGUGGUCCAGUUGGCGCUGUUCAAUUCCUGGGAAAGGGUAGCGUCGUUCAGCAGCGUCUGGCUCGCAGCGGCAGCGAUGAUCUCACUCGGUCUCUUCUUCCCCAUGCUACUCCAGAUCGUCCGCUCCAACUCUGCCUCCCUCGCCGGUCUACACCUCAUCCCCAACACCGUCGCCUCCGCACUGGGUGGGAUCUCAUCCGGAAUCUACCUGCGCACGGUAGGCAAGUACCGGGGGAUACUCCUCGGCCUGGGGGUCUUGCAGUUUGUGCCGUGCUUCUUGCUCAGCACGUUUGGCGAGCAUACGUGGGAGGGGUGGACUUGGGUCAUCCUCAUGCCCCAGCGAUUUGGUAGUAGCGGGUUCAACGGCACGCUGUUCAUCGCCAUCCUGUCAACGAUAAAACGCACCGAGAUAGCACAGAUCACCUCGAUCCGCUUCCUCUCCCAAUCCCUAGGAAACCUCAUAGGCAUGGCUAUCUCCUCCGCAGUACAGCAGUCGGUGCUCUCCUCCGAGCUCCUGCAGCGCAUCUCCUCGCUCCCUCCGUCCAAUUCGCUCUCCCCAGCCGAGAUCAUCUCCGAAGUCAGGCGGAACGCGACCGCUAUCCUGGACUUGUCCCCCGAGCUUAGGCAAGCCAGUAUAGGAGCUUACACUGCCUCACUGCGCGCUGUCUUCCUGCUCAACGGCGCCCUGGCGAUCGGGGCAGUUGCGCUCGUUUGGUUCGUUAAGGAGGUACCGCUCGAUAGGAGGGAGGAGGGGAUGUAUAAGCUCGCUUCUGGGGAGGAGGCGGGGAGCGAACAGCUAGAAGAGGAGGAACUGGAGGAAGAGGACGUAUAGGUCGAUGGGUUCUGACAUUUGGGUUUCGAUGCGGGCUUUUGAGGAUACCGCGCAUGGGAUACACCUCUGAGGAUAUGUAAAUACAGUCUUUCUUUUUCUUGCCCUUCUUUUUCUCUUGCUCUUAACCUUCCCCUUUCUCUUCCUCUGCUCCUUUCUUCCCCCCCCCUCUUCUUUCC
Molecule: messenger RNA, 2048 nt
Organism: Dacryopinax primogenitus
Lineage: Eukaryota; Fungi; Basidiomycota; Dacrymycetes; Dacrymycetales; Dacrymycetaceae
Product: MFS general substrate transporter
Exons: 5
Coding region: 1-1872 (623 amino acids)
Biological process (GO): transmembrane transport; basic amino acid transport
Cellular component (GO): fungal-type vacuole membrane
Molecular function (GO): basic amino acid transmembrane transporter activity
Source: RefSeq, a predicted model, not a curated record